AAUGUUCAGCUGAUGGAUAUAUAAAGGGGUCCAGUGCCCCACGUUACGAGUCAGUGCAGCGAGAAGUUCCCUCAGGAAGAACCCGCAAUUUUUCUUUCGAGGCUACAAACAAGAACUCCGAAAUAUCAGCAUGAACCAAUUGACAAUCGUCUUGUGCGUCUUCGCUUCCGUAGCAGCCGGCGCUUCUCUGGAUGUGUAUGCACCUAGCACCCCGCCAAUUCCCAUUCUGAGGCAAAGCGCGGACGGUCCAAAUCCAGACGGAAGCUACAGCUAUAGCUACGAGACGGCAAAUGGUAUCCAGGCGCAGGAGGUCGGCUAUAUUAACUACGCAGGCACUAAGGCCGAAUCUCGCGAAGCUCAAGGCAGUUACACUUACACCGCGCCGAACGGUGAAAUUGUCCAAGUGACCUACGUGGCGAACGAAAACGGAUUCCAACCUCAAGGUAGUCACAUCCCAACUAUUCCACCCGAGAUUCUCAAGGGACUCCAAUACAUCGCUGCUCAUCCCGAAGAGAACAAUAUCGAUGCAAAGGAAACGGUGAAUCUGUACAGAGCAAGAAGAUCAGUCUAAGAGCUCCUCGAAACGUUUACGCCUGAACCAAAGUCGAGGAUGUACAAAAUCGACCGGUUUUCCAUUCUUCGAAAACGAUUCCCGGUUAUAUUUUUGAAUGAGAAUCCUUGGAGUUUUUUGAGACUCGAUUCGUAUACUAUUUUUGUACUUGCGCAUAUUACUUUAUAGGGUUGUUCCUUUUUAUUCAAAUAAAAAAGUU
Molecule: messenger RNA, 770 nt
Organism: Frieseomelitta varia
Lineage: Eukaryota; Metazoa; Arthropoda; Insecta; Hymenoptera; Apidae
Product: cuticle protein CP14.6-like
Exons: 2
Coding region: 131-571 (146 amino acids)
Cellular component (GO): chitin-based extracellular matrix
Molecular function (GO): structural constituent of chitin-based larval cuticle
Source: RefSeq, a predicted model, not a curated record